CACGUGGCAUGCGGCUCCCUGGCCGGCCGCAGGGGGCGCUGUCCCCGCUGCGCGCAGGGGAUUGUGGGAUCGGAGGAGGCAGCUGCGGAGCAUCAUCAAACCUCUGCCGGACCCGGACUCUCCUCUGCGGACUUGAACCCGAGCUGCGAGCCGUUUCUCCGCGCUGAAGUGCCUUAGAGAGGGAGCGAUGGGACACGGAGACCUGAUGAGCCAGGCGGAGGAUGUAGCGGACCAGUUUGUGCGUGGUACGAAGCUCUACCUUCCCCAUGCGGCCCGUCUCUGUCUGGUCAGUACCUUCCUGGAGGACGGCUGCAGGAUGUGGUUCCAGUGGGGCGAGCAGAGCGAGUACAUCGAGUCCACCUGGAGCUGUGGGCGCUUCCUCGCCAACACCUUCGUCCUGCUCAACCUGCUGGGGCAGCUGGGUGGCUGUAUUUUGAUCCUCAGCAGGAACUUUGUUCAGUACGCCUGCUUCACUCUGUUUGGGAUCAUUGGCAUGCAGACGGUGGCCUACAGCAUCCUGUGGGACCCAAAGUUCCUCAUGAGGAACCUGUCACUGGGGGGCGGGCUGCUCCUCCUCCUCGCUGAGUGUCGUGGCGAGGCUCGCAGCGUGUUCGCCGGCGUGCCGUCUCUGAGUCAUCAGAGCUCCCCGAAGAACCUGCUGCAGCUGGGGGGACGAGUCCUGCUGGUCCUCAUGUUCAUGACCCUGCUGCACCUGGACCUGAACCUGAUCACUAUCCUGCAGAACCUGGUGGGCACGGCGCUCAUCGUGCUGGUGGCGGUGGGCUUCAAGACGAAACUGGCCGCUCUGACUCUGGUGCUCUGGCUGCUCGCCAUCAACUUCACCUUCAACGCCUUCUGGAGCAUCCCGUCAUACAAACCCAUGCAUGACUUCCUCAAGUACGACUUCUUCCAGACCACCUCGGUCAUUGGGGGGCUGCUGAUGGUCGUUGCUCUGGGGCCCGGAGGGGUCUCCAUGGACGAGAAGAAGAAGGAGUGGUGAGGAGGAGCAGGAGGAGCAGGAGGAGCAGGAGGAGGAGGAGGAGGUGAACUGAUGAUAUUCGGAGGGAAACUGUACAAACAUCAGUUCAGUUCAGCAGAAACAUGCUUUUAUUUUGAAAAAUUCCCAGAAUCUCUUCUGUAAAAAGCAAUGUUUCUCACACACACACACACACACACACACACACACACACACACACACACACACACACACACACCAGUUCAGAAACUCUUCUGUAAAAACCAAAGUUUUUACUUUUUUUUUUACAGCCAAAUAGAUUAAAUCCUCUUUAUCCUGAAUAUUCUGAACUAUCAGUAACAUUAAAAGCAUUUUAAUGUUGUAAUACUUUUAUUACAACAUUAAGUUAAAUGUUAAAUAUGGAUAAUAAAACUGAUCAGCUCCAGCUGAUAAGCACACUAUAAUGAAAGGAUAUUUUACUGUAAAUUAAAUGUUUGAUAAUUAUCAUUAAAGGUAUAAUUUGUUGUUUUGUCACAUAUAGUAACAUUUUAUAUGUUUGUUGAUGAUGAUGAAAUUAUGUGUAAUUUGUCUAUAAACAUUAUUUGUAUGUUGUUAUAAAACUGCAGCUGAAGAUGAUGAUGAUUCCUGGUUAUGUUUUUUUAUAAAUAUUUUAUAAUAUUAACAUUAAAAACAACGAGCAGCGAUCGAAACACCGACACGUACCGAAGCAUGACGCGGGGUCAGAGUCACGGUUACCACGGAGACAUGACGCUGUGUUUACACGUUUAAAGCUGUGUGUGUGUGUGUG
Centropristis striata (black sea bass) is the source of this 1763-nucleotide messenger RNA. It is a transcript of the gene surf4l, whose product is annotated as surfeit 4, like. The coding region runs from base 188 to 1000 and encodes 270 amino acids. Gene Ontology annotation, cellular component: endoplasmic reticulum; endoplasmic reticulum-Golgi intermediate compartment; membrane. NCBI's taxonomy places the organism in Eukaryota, Metazoa, Chordata, Actinopteri, Perciformes, Serranidae. The transcript has 6 exons. The record is from RefSeq and is a predicted model, not a curated record. Gene Ontology annotation, biological process: Golgi organization.